Messenger RNA from Pteropus alecto (black flying fox), 2401 nucleotides. It is a transcript of the gene WDR20, whose product is annotated as WD repeat domain 20. The transcript has 3 exons. Gene Ontology annotation, molecular function: protein binding. The record is from RefSeq and is a predicted model, not a curated record. Bases 67 to 1773 code for a protein of 568 amino acids. NCBI's taxonomy places the organism in Eukaryota, Metazoa, Chordata, Mammalia, Chiroptera, Pteropodidae.
CGCGACGGCGCCUGCGCGGAGGGCGUGAUCCGGGCACUUCGGGCAGGAUGAACGCUGCUUUCCAAGAUGGCGACGGAGGGAGGAGGGAAGGAGAUGAACGAGAUUAAGACCCAGUUCACCACCCGGGAAGGUCUGUACAAGCUGCUGCCGCACUCGGAGUACAGCCGGCCCAACCGGGUGCCCUUCAACUCGCAGGGAUCCAACCCUGUCCGCGUCUCCUUCGUAAACCUCAACGACCAGUCUGGCAACGGCGACCGCCUCUGCUUCAAUGUGGGCCGGGAGCUCUACUUCUAUAUCUACAAGGGGGUCCGCAAGGCUGCUGACUUGAGUAAACCAAUAGAUAAAAGGAUAUACAAAGGAACACAGCCUACUUGUCAUGACUUCAACCACCUAACAGCCACAGCAGAAAGUGUCUCUCUCCUAGUGGGCUUUUCCGCAGGCCAAGUCCAGCUUAUAGACCCAAUCAAAAAAGAAACUAGCAAACUAUUUAAUGAGGAAAGACUAAUAGACAAGUCACGCGUAACCUGUGUCAAAUGGGUUCCCGGUUCGGAAAGCCUUUUCCUAGUAGCCCAUUCGAGUGGGAACAUGUACUUGUAUAAUGUGGAGCACACUUGUGGCACCACAGCCCCCCACUACCAGCUCCUGAAGCAGGGGGAGAGCUUUGCCGUGCACACUUGCAAGAGCAAAUCCACGAGGAACCCUCUCCUCAAGUGGACGGUGGGCGAGGGGGCCCUCAACGAGUUUGCUUUCUCCCCAGAUGGCAAGUUCUUGGCGUGCGUGAGCCAGGACGGGUUCCUGCGUGUGUUCAACUUUGACUCGGUGGAGCUGCACGGCACGAUGAAAAGCUACUUUGGAGGCUUGCUGUGCGUGUGCUGGAGCCCGGACGGCAAGUACAUCGUGACCGGUGGCGAGGACGACCUGGUGACGGUCUGGUCUUUUGUAGACUGCCGAGUGAUAGCGCGAGGCCAUGGGCACAAAUCCUGGGUCAGCGUCGUGGCGUUUGAUCCCUACACCACCAGUGUGGAAGGCGGCGACCCGAUGGAGUUCAGCGGCAGCGACGAGGACUUCCAGGACCUCCUCCACUUCGGCAGAGACCGAGCGAACAGCACACAGUCCCGGCUGUCCAAGCGGAACUCCACGGAGAGCCGCCCCGUCAGUGUGACCUACCGCUUCGGCUCGGUGGGCCAGGACACGCAGCUCUGCCUGUGGGACCUCACGGAAGACAUCCUUUUCCCCCACCAGCCCCUCUCGAGAGCAAGGACACACACAAACGUCAUGAACGCCACGAGUCCUCCCGCCGGCAGCACUGGGAACAGCGUCACGACGCCCGGCAACCCGGCGCCCCCUCUGCCGCGGUCCAACAGCCUCCCGCACUCCACCGUCUCUAAUGCCGGCAGCAAGAGCAGCGUCGCCGACGGAGCCAUCGCUUCUGGGGUCAGCAAAUUCGCCACUCUCUCACUGCACGACCGGAAGGACAGGCACCACGAGAAAGACCACAAGCGAAACCACAGCAUGGGACACAUUUCCAGCAAGAGCAGCGACAAACUGAACCUCGUUACCAAAACCAGAACGGACCCAGCUAAAACCCUGGGCACGCCCCUGUGUCCCCGCAUGGAAGACGUCCCCUUGUUAGAGCCACUCGUCUGUAAAAAGAUAGCACACGAAAGACUGACUGUGUUAAUUUUUCUCGAAGACUGUAUAGUCACUGCUUGUCAGGAGGGAUUUAUUUGCACAUGGGGAAGGCCUGGGAAAGUGGUAAGUUUCAACCCUUAAUGCUGCACCAGAGCUAGAACUUGAAUAGGUAGUGAUUUUUUUUUCUUGCGGGAGGGGCGGGGUGUACAAUGAAUGUGAAUGACACUUCUUAUUCUUAAUGUAAAUCUAAAUGCAUCAGAGCCAUAAUUUUGGAUACUGCAUGCCAUGUAAUUCUGAAUCAUUUGAUAAUUCACCUUAGAACGUUUAAAAAAUAUAAUCAAACUAAUUGCCAGCCAAGUCAGUCACCCUCUCGGGAGCCCCAGGGUUAGCGUUCCUGUGUUAGACCGUUGCGAUCUUAGGGAAGUUACGGCGGUGUGGGAAACAGUGACUCAAAUGCUAAAAUUAAAAUUUCCGCUUUAACUGGAAUAUUCUCGCUUAACUCCUCAAUUAGAAUAUUGUACACCUGAUCAGAGUGUGUGUUCAGUACGGACGGCCAUUGUCAUUUAUAGUCCGAUUUUUUAUCUUAAUCAUAAAAUGUUUAGGAAUCUAUGAAAUUUAACUUUAGGAACAAAGCGUUCAGCAGGGUUGAUUGAUAUUAUUUUUACAUUGUUCUGGCAAUCCACAGAAAGAGAAGAGCCUUAAUUUUUAAAACCCAUUUUAGUCAUUUUAUGACAAUUAAAAUUGUUUAAUAAACAUCUUUUUCAAAGAA